Messenger RNA from Erythranthe guttata (spotted monkey flower), 896 nucleotides. Its product is annotated as glutaredoxin-C6. The record is from RefSeq and is a predicted model, not a curated record. NCBI's taxonomy places the organism in Eukaryota, Viridiplantae, Streptophyta, Magnoliopsida, Lamiales, Phrymaceae.
ACACAAGCCUCUCUCCUCCACGUAUUCAUUUACUUUGGCAUCAGUCCAUGAAAACCAGCGAGGAAAAUCACACCUCUCAAACCCCAGAUUCCCAAACCGUUGACACGAUUCUCUCCCUGGUGGUGGCGAUGCAAGGCGUCCGCCGCUACGGCCACCUUGGAGACGGCGGCGGCGGAGUCCGCCUCGAGCUCACCCCAACCACCAUCUCCCCACUCGCGAUCGACGUCGCCGAGUCCACCGAGAUGCGCAUCCAGCGCCUCAUCUCCGAGAAUCCGGUCGUCAUCUUCAGCCGAUCCUCCUGCUGCAUGUGCCACGUCAUGCGCCGCCUCCUCUCCGCCAUCGGCGUCCACCCCACCGUCAUCGAAUUGGAGGAAGAAGAGAUCGCCGCCUUCAGCCCCCGCGCCGACGAGGACUCCUCCCCCGUCCUCGGCGGCGCGUCUGGUGCGCCGGCGCUUUACAUAGGCGGCGCGUGCAUCGGUGGGCUGGAGAGCCUUAUGGAGCUGCACUUGAGUAACAAUCUCGUGCCUAAGCUUGUUGAAGUUGGUGCUCUGAAAAAUGAAUUUCUAAUUAGCUGAUUUUUUUUUUUUUAAUUAUUAUUUUGUGAUUAUUGAUGCUACUACUAGUAUUAUUAUCAUGAUUUAUUAGUCAUUAAAAAAAAAGACUAAAAAUAUAUUUCUAAGUAGUUUUCUCAAUUAUUCUUCUAAUUAUUAUUAUCGCUGUAAGAUUGUGAAUUAGUGUUUUCCCAGAUUGGUAUUUGCAAUUAGACAGAAGUUUUUAAGUUAAAUUAUGAUUUAUGAUUUACCUAUAUUAAAUAUUGGAAUUAAUGAAAAUUUGUAAGAUUAGUGUGACGAAAUGAUGUACUCUCUUUCUUUAAUAAUAAGAAUUUUAUUGCAAAU